ACAUCAAUAGGAUAAAAAGGCAUCUCCAAUCUCACUACCCUCUCAACAAUGUCCUUCGAUAUAUCUAGCGAACUUUUAGCUUAGAAGGACUUGGUUUGAAUAGAACAAGCAAGGUAGCUAACGUCAGCUAGCUAGAUAACUAGCUACAUUUUAAGUCGAUUGUUUAGCUCUUAUUAAUAUAAAAUAAGAAAAUGGAAAAUUUUAAAAUACGGAAAGCUGAAUCCAAAGAUGUGCCUGACAUACUGCGACUGAUAAAGGAACUGGCUAAAUAUGAAGAAAUGGAAGACCACGUGAUACUGACUGAGGAAGAUCUGCUCGAGGACGGAUUCGGUGACUAUCCAUUAUACCGCUGUGUCGUGGCAGAAGUCCCCAGUGAGCCGCAGAGCAACAACGGCCCUGUGGUGAUUGGGUUUGCCAUGUACUACUUCACCUAUGACCCCUGGAUUGGCAAGCUGCUUUACCUGGAAGACUUCUUUGUCAUGGAAAAGUACAGGGAGAUUGGCAUUGGCUCAGAGAUCCUCAAGCUCCUCAGUGACAUGGCAUUCAAGACUCGCUGCAACAGCAUGCACUUCGUCGUCGCUGAGGGCAACAAGGAGUCAAUAGAGUUCUACAAGCGUCGUGGGGCGGCCGACAUCACUCUGGAUGAGGGAUGGAGACUCUUCAAGAUCAACAAGAGCUCCCUCUUCAAGAUGUCCUCCGGCUCCAAAGAGUGAGCUGGCCCCAAGACACAUAGAAAGAUGGGGACAAGAGUGACAGACUUGUUCAAUUUAAUUUAAAUUACUUAAUUAUUUGCCUGUCUUUCACUUCAGCGGUGGGGGGUGUGACUCUGACACUAGAUUAUUAUUAUUAUUAUUAAAAUGGGCAUUAAGCAUGUGUGUGCACCAACUUUCUCAAUCUAGUCAAUCAUUUAGGUCACGUAUUUUAUCUGAAGCCAUCGUUUUAGUAGUUGUAGUUUUUAAUCAACGCACCUUAGGAUUCCUAGCGUUCUCUGUUUCAUUAUUGACCAAUAUAUUUUACUAUUCUAUAAUACAGUGAUUUUUGUUCUCUGUAGUUUGAUUGUGUUUAUGUUGGUGGUUAUUAUGUUCUAUGGUGACUGAUUUCUGUGGGGCUAGGAGGGAAGUGGGGUGAGUUCAUUGCUUUACAAUGAAAUCCCUGUCCCCCCAUUUUAAGGUGGACUUAGGUCAGGGGUCAGAUGUUAUGGGUCAUGAUAGUGUGGAAGGGGAGGGGACGGCUUUACAGAACAUGCAUCACUUCAUAUGCCCGCCCUCCCUUCAUCCUCCGUCUGUUGUAGGAGUAAUUUCAGAAUGGUGACGCCAUCAAGAAACUUAAAAACAGCCUUGUCCUCUUUCUCCUCCUCCAUCUCUCUUGUCCCCUCUGUCAUACCUUCAACUGUGGAAGGGAGAUGUGUGGUCUGUUAUAACAGUCUAUGGAGAGCAGAGGAGUGGACUGUUAGUUACUGCACUGACCUUAAGACGCCAAACUGUCACAGUAUCUAAUGCUCAGACACACACACACAUCCUAGUCAGAUCUAGCAGAAACCAGGGACGUAGAAAUGCAUAUCAGUGGGAUGUCUGGUGUUCACUGACUGAAUCUUGAACAUUCACUGCAGCAAUGCCUGACCAACAAACACAGCCAGAAAUCAACACUGUAGUGGCCAAGUAGAGUUUAGAGAAUAUUACAAACACUGUCUCCUGUCCUCUCCUCCCCCAACCCAUUGCCCAGGCAGAGACAGAUCCUCUUUAAUGUAAUCCUGUGAAAAAUUAUCUCUAGUAGACACUUGUACUCCACUCUAAACUCUCAUAUGAACUUAGAAAAUGUCUCCUGAAAAUAAUGUUUCUUUGGCAUUACUCCAUUAAAAACAAUGAAGGACAUCAAUCUGGUAGGAAAUGGAGCAGGACAGAGUGUGUACAUGACUUAGUUACCGUUGAUCCACAUACAGCAUAGACUAUAAUACCUCCAUCUGAGAGAGGGAGGGAGAGAGAGAUUGCGAGGAAGAGCGGGGAGUAUAGGGGGGAUUGAGAAGAGACAGCAUCUUUUAUCCCCAGACAGGCCAUCAUAUUUUCAUUCUAGACUCCCAUGAGCCUCGCUGAACUUCGAAACGGACUUGUUUAUGUCCAGAGCUCUAAACGGUGCCCCGUUACUGAUUAACCAUUGGCAUCUAUUUAAAGACACACCAAGGAGAUUCACUUUUUUAUUUACAGAACCUUGGUAACCUUCUAUUCUAGCACACACAGGUGUUCAUCACUCUGUUGCACAAAUAGACACAAUCAUGACCCCAGUGAGUCAUAACCCCCACCGCAUGAUGGUCAAGGUUAAGGGUCAAGUUACACCGAGAGACACACUCCCACCCCUGUACCAACUUGCCUACCCCACAAUAAGUGUUGGUCGAGGAGUUGGCUAAAGCACUUCAAGAUGUGGGAGCAGGCCAAAUAGUAACUUUCCAUAUGUUUUUCUAUGGUUAAAUGUAAAAAAAAAUAUAUAUAUAUAUACAGUACCAGUCAAAAGUUUGUACACACCUACUCAUUCCAGGGUUUUUCUUUAUUUUUACUAUUUUCUACAAUAAUAGUGAAGACAUCAAAACUAUGAAAUAACACAUAUGGAAUCAUGUCGUAACCAAAAAAGUGUUAAAUCAAAAUAUAUUUUAUUUUUGAGAUUCUUCAAAGUAACCACCUUGAUGACAGCUUUGCACACUACUGGAAUUAUCUCAACCAGCUCCGAGGUAGUCACCUGCAAUGUAUUUCAAUUAACAGGUGUGCCUUGUAAAAAGUUAAUUUGUGGAAUUUCUUUACUUCUUAAUGCCUUUGAGCCAAUCAGUUGUGUUGUGUCAAGGUAGGGUUGGUAUACAGAAGAUAGUCCUAUUUGGUAAAAGACCAAGUCCAUAUUAUGGCAAGAACAGCUCAAAUAAGGACAGAGAAACGACAGUCCAUCAUUACUUUAAGACAUGAAGGUCAGUCAAUCUGGAAAAUGUCAAGAACUUAACGUUUUUCUUUUAGUACGUGUGUCAACUUUUGACUGGUACUGUGUUUCCAAUAUGUAUUUUAUAAACAAUACAAAACAUACAAAUCACUACAUCAUACAAACAUCACUCCUGCCCACUAGCCCCCACGCCUAGCACCCUUAUCAUGUUCUCAAGGGCCACUCAAGGACACUCAGAGACUUGUCCUGAAGCCACUCCUGCAUUGUCUUGGCUGUGUGCGUUGGGUUGUUGUCCUGUUGGAAGGUGAACCGUCGCUCCAGUCUGAGGCCCUGCGCGCUCUGGAGCAGGUUUUCAUCAAGGAUCUCUCUGUACUUGGCUCUGUUCAUUUUUCCCUCGAUCCUGACUAGUCUAUCAGUUCCUGACGCUGAAAAACAUCCCCACAGCAUGAUGCUGCCACCACCAUGCUUCACUAUAGGGACGGUUCUAGGUUUCCUCCAGAUGUGAUGCUUGGCAUUCAACCUAAAGAGUUCAAACGUGGUUUUAUCACACCAUAGAUUAAUGUUUCUCAUGGUCUGAGUCCUUUAGGUGCCUUUUGACAAACUCCAAGUGGGCUGUCAUGAGUAUUUUACUGAAAGUGGCUUCCGUCUGGUCACUAUACCAUAAAGGCCUGAUUGGUGGAGUGCUGCAGAGAUGGUUGUCCCAUCUCCACAGAGGAACUCUGGAGAUCUGUCAGUGACCAUCGGGUUCUUUGUCACCUCCCUGACCAAGGCCCUUCUCCCCCGAUUGCUCAGUUUGGUCGGGCGGACAGCUCCAGGCAGAGUCUUGUUGGCUUCAAACGUCUUCCAUUUAAGAAUGAUGGAGAUCACUAUGUUUUUGGGGACCUUCAAUGCUGCAGAAAUGUUUUGGUACCCUUCUCCAGAUCUGUGUCUCGACACAAUUUUGUCUCGCAGCUUUACGGACAAUUCCUUCAACAUCCUGGCUUGUUUUUUUUCUCUGACAUGCAUUGUCACCUGUGGGACCUUAUAUAGACAGCUGUGCGCCUUUCCAUAUCCUGUCCAAUCAAUUGAAUUUACUACAGGUGGACUCCAAGUUGUAGAAACAUAUUAAGGAUGAUCAAUGGAAACGAUGCAUCUGAGCUCAUUUUUGAGUUUCAUAGCAAAGGGUCUGAAUACUUGUAUAAAAACAGAAAUACAUUAAUAUAUUUGCAAAAAUGUCUAAUAACCUGUUUUUGCUUUGUCGUUAUGAGGUACCGCACCUGCAGUCUCUAAUUCUGAAUGAUCGGCUAUGAAAAGCCAACUGACGUUUACUCCUGAGGUGCUGACCUGUUGCACCCUCUACAGCCACUGCGAUUAUUAUUAUUAUUUGACCCUGUUGGUCAUCUGUGAACAUUUGAACAUCUUGUCCAUGUACUGUUAUAAUCUCCACCCGGCACAACCAGAAGAGGACUGGCCACGCCUCGGAGCCUGGUUCCUCUCUAGGUUUCUUCAUAGGUUCCUGCCUUCCUAGGGAGUUUUUCCUAGCCACCGUGCUUCUACAUCUACAUUGCUUGCUGUUUGGGGUUUUAGGCUGGGUUUCUGUAUAGCACUUUAUGACACUGGCUGAUGUAAAAAGGGCUUUAGAAAUACAUUUGAUUGAUUUGAUAUUGUGUGUAGAUUGAAUAAAUGUUUUUAUUUAAUCCAUAUUCGAAUAAAGCUGUAAUGUAAUAAAACGUGGAAAAAGUUAA
Salvelinus fontinalis (brook trout) is the source of this 4640-nucleotide messenger RNA. Its product is annotated as diamine acetyltransferase 1-like. The record is from RefSeq and is a predicted model, not a curated record. Lineage: Eukaryota; Metazoa; Chordata; Actinopteri; Salmoniformes; Salmonidae. Gene Ontology annotation, molecular function: N-acetyltransferase activity. The transcript has 6 exons. The coding region runs from base 192 to 713 and encodes 173 amino acids.